Diachasma alloeum is the source of this 1930-nucleotide messenger RNA. RefSeq names its product protein ABHD4 (gene puml). Gene Ontology annotation, cellular component: lipid droplet. NCBI's taxonomy places the organism in Eukaryota, Metazoa, Arthropoda, Insecta, Hymenoptera, Braconidae. The transcript has 8 exons. The record is from RefSeq and is a predicted model, not a curated record. The coding region runs from base 354 to 1622 and encodes 422 amino acids.
GCGUGCUAUGCCCCCAUCCAACUCCGAUCAGCUGAUUCUCCCUCUCCGAUACAUUCCAUGUCAUCCACCACGCUGGAUAUAAUACUGUGUACUGCAUGUGUUGUACACAUAUCUCUGUUCUGUACAUUGGUUUUGCCCCACUCUUGGUGGGAAUAAAUUCAUUGCGACGUUCAACACAUUACUAUUAGUGCUCGGUGGUGCUCAGUGAGCUUAGAAAACAAAGAGACGACAUGCAUCAGUGUUGACGUUUUGUGCCUCAAUAUCGUGUUGCAACGACGUUUGUCUUUUUUUCCCAUAAAAGCUUCUGUAACAACAGCCCUUGAAAUUUUCAAUAUUCUUGACUGGAAUAACUCAUGGCAAAUAAUGAAUUGGUGGAAGCUAAUACUCAAAGUCUCGUCCGGAGACUAUUAACAGCCUCGAGUUGGAUUUGGAACUGGUUCAGUUGGUCAGGCUCCUCCGCAACGAUGCUGAGAGCAGCCGAAAAAAAAAUCCUCUCGUGUUUAAAAAGUGCUUAUCGAGGCUGGUAUGUCGAUAUUGGGCCGUGCGUGGGUACGGCUGAUAAAAUAUGGACAAUAGCAUUGAACGAAGAUGCACCAAAUACACCAAUUGUCCUUCUACAUGGUUUGGGUGCUGGAGUUGCACUUUGGUGUCUCAAUCUCGAUAGCUUAUCAACCGAGCGACCAGUGUAUGCUAUGGAUCUAUUAGGAUUUGGGAGAAGCAGCCGACCAAACUUCAGCAAUGAGGCACAUGAAGCCGAGACACAGCUGGUUCGUUCCGUUGAAGAAUGGCGAAGAGAGAUGCAACUAGAAAAAUUUGUUCUAUUAGGACACUCAAUGGGUGGUUUUUUAGCGGCCUCCUAUGCUAUACAUUAUCCCGACAGAGUUAAACAUCUCAUAUUAGCUGAUCCCUGGGGUUUUCCGGAGAAACCAGCGGAUGCUCAUGCGAGAUAUCAAGUACCAUUUUGGGUAAAAGCAAUCGCAUAUAUGAUCCAGCCUCUCAAUCCUCUAUGGGCAGUUAGAGUAGCAGGUCCUUUCGGCCAGAGGCUCAUUGAAACAACGCGACCGGAUAUUGUUAAAAAAUUUAGCCCUGUUCUGAAAGAAGAUGCCAACGUAAUUUUCCAAUAUAUUCAUCAGUGCAAUACGCAAACACCUUCAGGAGAGAGUGCAUUUCAUGCAAUGAUGCAGGGCUUUGGAUGGGCCAAAAAUCCAAUUAUCAAGAGAAUCGAUCAGAUGCACGAAGAGGUCCCUAUAACAUUGAUUUAUGGCAGUCGUUCGUGGGUGGAUAAUUCGGCCGGAGAAAUUAUCAAACAAAAGCGUGUCAAUUCUUACGUUAAUAUUCAAGUAAUAAGUGGUGCUGGCCACCAUGUUUAUGCAGACAAGAGUGAAAUCUUCAACAAGCACGUGCGUGAAGCUUGUACCUUGAGCGAUGGUAUAUCGAAAUUGUCAGCCGAGGAUGCUCGACACUCAACCAACAUUAUUCCUCGACGUUUGCCAGCAUUACCCAUCGAUGGAAAUGACUCAAAGUCAGAGGAGGAAGGCGACGAUGACAAAGAGCCUGUUGCACCACAGUCCCCCCCAAUUGUGGAGCCUCAAUCGGAAACAUCACGACCGAAAACUAGUUGAAUAUAGAGUAAUUACAUCUUUCUAGCCAAUUAAAAGACCCUACUGAGUUUUUUUUUUUUCACAACUUUUGAGCUCAGUACAGUUGAAAAAAUUCAUCAACAGAGUAAGAAUAUGUCAAAGAUUAUUCUUUCAUUUCCUGGUGAAAUAAGUAUUUUCUAUGCGUCUGUUUUUUUUUUAAAGGAAAAAAAAUUAUUCAAUCAGUUCAAUUCAACGUGUAGAUCAUGGAGACUAGAAUAUUGUGAAAUUAUAUUGUUACCAUAAUGAAACUGUGAUGAUCUUUAUGAUAAUAAAGAAAAAUUAGAUUAUUA